This is a messenger RNA of Cucumis sativus (cucumber), 2360 nucleotides long. RefSeq names its product cellulose synthase-like protein G2. Bases 62 to 2284 code for a protein of 740 amino acids. Gene Ontology annotation, molecular function: mannan synthase activity; cellulose synthase (UDP-forming) activity. Lineage: Eukaryota; Viridiplantae; Streptophyta; Magnoliopsida; Cucurbitales; Cucurbitaceae. The record is from RefSeq and is a predicted model, not a curated record. Gene Ontology annotation, cellular component: trans-Golgi network; plasma membrane. Gene Ontology annotation, biological process: plant-type primary cell wall biogenesis; cellulose biosynthetic process. The transcript is spliced from 6 exons.
GGACUUUGGAACUUCAUAUCACAUAAUCACCAAAGGAAGAAGAGAAAAACAUAAAAUAGCAAUGGAGGAUACUAGAGCACGCGCCGCCGCCAAGGCCUUGCAACUAAACUCCAAACACAUACCUUCACGCGCCACCACCUUUAACCGCCUCUUUGCACCCAUUUACGCCGUCGGUCUUUUGGCUUUAUUUUACUACCACAUUUCUUCACUUCUAAAUUCCACUUCUUUGGGUUCCUUCUUCAUCUCUAUUUCUCUGUUCAUCUCCGACGCCAUUUUGGCUUUCAUGUGGGCCACUGCACAAUCCUUUCGGAUGAAUCCACUCCGCCGCCGUGAGUUUCCGGCCAACUUGAAAGAGUUACUGAAAAAUGACUCAGAUUUUCCGGCGUUGGAUGUGUUUAUUUGCACGGCGGAUCCGUACAAGGAGCCGCCGAUGAACGUCGUCAACACGGCCUUGUCGGUCAUGGCAUUCGAUUAUCCGACAAGUAAGAUCUCCGUCUAUGUUUCCGAUGACGGUGGGUCAGCCAUGACGCUAUUUGCUUUCAUGGAGGCGGCCAGAUUUGCUGCCACGUGGCUACCGUUUUGUACGAAAAACGACGUCGUAGAAAGAAAUCCUGAUGCCUUCUUUACUUCUAAUCACGAUUGGUUCUCUGAGAGAGAAGAGAUUAAGAUAAUGUAUGAGAAAAUGAAAAUGAGAGUAGAAACUAUAUGCGAAGAAGGGAAGAUUGGAGAUGAAUAUUUGAAUGGAGAAGAAGAGUGUAUGGCUUUUAAUCAAUGGACCAAAUCCUUUACUUCUCAAAAUCAUCCCACCGUUAUUAAGGUUCUAUUGGAGAGUAGUAAAAACAAAGAUACAUGUGGAGAGGCAUUGCCAAAUCUCAUCUAUGUUUCAAGGCAAAAAAGUGUAACUUCUCAUCACCAUUUCAAGACCGGUGCUCUUAAUGCUCUGCUUCGAGUAUCAGCUACAAUGACCAAUGCACCGGUUAUUCUCACUUUAGAUUGUGACACGUAUUCCAACGAUCCCCAAACACCAACUCGUGCCUUGUGCUAUUUCUUGGAUCCGAAACUUGGGAACGACUUAGGUUAUGUUCAAUUCCCUCAACGGUUUUAUGGAGUUAGCAAAAAUGAUAUCUAUUGUGGAGAGUUAAAGCACUUAUAUAUAAUAAAUUCAUCUGGCAUGGAUGGAUUAUUAGGGCCGAAUUACGUUGGUACAGGGUGUUUCUUUGUUCGACGGGCAUUCUUUGGAGGUCCAUCAUCACUUGAGUUGCCCGAACUCUCUCAACUUAAUCCAAAUCAUGUUGUUGAAAGGCACAUUAAAUCUCAAGAGGUCUUGGACUUGGCCCAUUUAGUUGCAAGUUGUGAUUAUGAGAAUAAUACUAAAUGGGGUUUUAAGUUGGGGUUUAGAUAUGGGUCUUUGGUGGAGGACUAUUUUACAGGGUACUGUUUACAAUGUGAGGGAUGGAAGAGUUUAUUGUGCAAUCCAAAAAGGGCAGCCUUUUAUGGUGAUGUGCCGAUAACCCUACUUAGCGUGGUGAAUCAAAUGAAGAGAUGGAGUGUUGGCCUUUUGGAAGUCACUUUCUCAAAAUACAACCCGAUCACAUACGGUGUAAGGUCCAUUGGCCUUUUAAUGGGUCUUUCUUAUGCCCAUUAUGCAUUUUGGCCAUUUUGUUCUAUUCCGGUUAUCCUUUACGCAUUCCUCCCUCAGCUCGCUCUCAUCAGUGCCACUCAAAUCUUCCCCAAGGUUUGGGAUGUAUGGUUUGUAGUAUACAUAUUGUUGUUUCUUGGAGCUUAUGGACAAGACCUUGUAGAGUUCAUCCUUUUCGAAGGAACAUUCCAAAGAUGGUGGAAUGAUCAAAGAAUGUGGAUGAUAAGAUCUGGGUCUAGUUUAUUAUUUGGAUGCGUAGAGUUCACGUGGAAGUCUCUUGGGAUUAAUUCCAAUUUUGGUUUCAACGUCACGGGCAAAGCAAUGGAUGAAGAACAAAGCAAGAGGUACAAGCAGGAGUUGUUCGAGUUUGGACUUUUCUCACCCAUGUUCGUUCCCAUUACCACUGCAGCCAUCGUCAACUUGGCUAGUUUCGUCUGUGGGCUGAUUGAAAUUUGGAAAUCGGGCGGGGCGUGGGAACAUUUGUUUGCUCAGAUGUUGGUGGCUGGAUUUGGUGUGGUGAAUUGUUGGCCAGUUUAUGAAGCCAUGGCUUUGAGGAAUGAUGGAGGGAAGUUGCCACCCAAACUCACAUUCUUCUGUUUUUCUCUUGCUUUACUUCUUUGCUCUUUUGCUGCUUUCUUUCGCUAGACAGAUGCUUUCCGUUGGAAAUGUCGUCCAGUGAUCAAUUAUUAGAAUGAUUUAUCAUAAAAUUAGAUUUUUGGCU